Messenger RNA from Medioppia subpectinata, 1011 nucleotides. The record is from the annotation of a GenBank genome assembly. Lineage: Eukaryota; Metazoa; Arthropoda; Arachnida; Sarcoptiformes; Oppiidae.
AUGAACAACUAUUCGAGCAACAUAACCGCCAUUUUGGCCGCUUUUCCGUCGCAACAAAUCGCUUCCGUCAUCGACUCCUAUGCGGCCACUCUUCAGAAGCGCGCCGACAGAGACGUCUUCUUCCUCAACACUCAGGGAAUCGUUCAAUUGGUCCAAAGAUAUCGCAACGGUAUUCGCGGGAGAAUGCGUUCUUGCGUUCAGGAAUUGGUCCGCAAUUACAUCGAAGUGGAGCAACACUUCCAAAGCGGUCAUUACGACAAAUGCGUUUCUCAGUUGCGCGAGAAGUUCAAAGAGGAGGGCAUGGCGUCCGUCGUGUCGCAGAUCUUCUCGCAUCUGUCGGUCACCAAAAAGAAUCAACUCAUCAUCAAGCUGAUCGACCACUUGUGCGGACACGAGCCGGGCAUCACCGACGAGUUGUCGUCCAUUCUGAACGCGCUGACAAUCCUGAACAAAGCGGAGAACGCGAAGGUGGCGCUGCGCGCGCGCCAAGUGCUCAUAUCGGCGCAUCAGCCGCCCUUCGCGCUCCGACACAACCAGAUGGAGUCCAUCUUCUUGUCCGCCAUCGACAUCUAUUCGCACGAAUUCGAGCCCAACGUUCUCAACAAACUCAUUCUCAGCGAGACUUCCAUUUUCGACGUUUUGCACCAAUUCUUCUACCACUCCAAUGUCGUCGUCCGCAGAGCCGCGCUCGAGGUGUACGUCCGGCGCGCCUACAUCUCCUACGAGAUGGUGUCUCUGCAGCACUCGGUGCUCGGCUCCCCGGAGCGCCACUCCGUCGAGAGCCUGCACUCGCGGUCGUCGGCCGUCUCGCGCGACGCCUCGAUUCCGUGCGCGGUCUACCACUUCAUUCUGCCCUCAAGCCAUCCGUCGCUCGUCGGCAACAACGCGUCGUCGACGGCCGCGCCCUCUAUCGCCGUCAUCUCCGAGUCUUCGGACGAGAACCAAAUCGUGUCUUUCGGCAACUAUCGGAUCGGAUUGAUCGCCGCCUUCAACACCACCGAACAAAUGGAG